UGUGGGGUUCGGAUCGCGCAUUCUACAACCGUCUCUUUAGCGCUGAAGCCUCCUUCUGCCCGCCUGGCUCCUCUCAUUUACCCCGACGCCAGAAUCAUGAAGGUCGCCAGUGGCAACGCCGCGGCCGCCGCCGGCCCCAGCUGCCCGCUGAAGGGCGGCAAGGCUGCGGGCGGCGCCGGCGAGGUGGUGCGCUGCCUGUCGGAGCAGAGCGUGGCCAUCUCGCGCUGCGCCGGCGGCCCCGGGGCGCGCCUGCCCGCCCUGCUGGACGAGCAGCAGGUCAACGUGCUGCUCUACGACAUGAACGGCUGCUACUCGCGCCUCAAGGAGCUGGUGCCCACCCUGCCCCAAAACCGCAAAGUGAGCAGGGUGGAGAUCCUCCAGCACGUCAUCGACUAUAUCUGGGACCUGGAGUUAGAGCUGAACUCGGAAUCUCAAGUCGGGACUCCCGGGGGCCGGGGGCUCCCCGCCCGGGCUCCGCUCAGCACCCUCAACGGCGAGAUCAGCGCUCUGGCGGCCGAGGCGGCGUGUGUUCCAACGGACGAUCGCAUCUUGUGUCGCUGAAGCGUCGUCCUCCGGGACCGGCAGACCCCAGCGCUCCAGGGGCCGAGAGGAAUAGGUGCUCCCCGGUCCGCCGAAGCGCCUCGCCGCGGCUGGGGAGGAACGACAUUGAGAUCAGCGGCUCUGGGGCUCAUGCUGGAUCCAGCCCCGGGCUGGGGGACUGACAGGGCAGGCCGACCUUCCCUCCACACCUAUCGGCCACCAGAGACUUCGGGGAGUCCCCCCCUCCCGUGUGUUUCUAUUUUUUGAAAAGCAGACAUUUUGAAAAAUGGUCACGUUUGGUGCUUCUCAGAUUUCUGAGGAAAUUAAUUGUUUUGUAUUGUAUAUUACAAUGAUCACCGACUGAGAAUAUUGUUUUACAAUAGUUCUGUGGGGUUUUUUUCUGUUGUUAUUAAACAAAUACUUUAGAUGGUA
Molecule: messenger RNA, 972 nt
Organism: Phyllostomus discolor (pale spear-nosed bat)
Lineage: Eukaryota; Metazoa; Chordata; Mammalia; Chiroptera; Phyllostomidae
Product: DNA-binding protein inhibitor ID-1
Exons: 2
Coding region: 97-561 (154 amino acids)
Biological process (GO): negative regulation of transcription by RNA polymerase II; circadian regulation of gene expression; cell differentiation
Cellular component (GO): cytoplasm; nucleus
Molecular function (GO): protein dimerization activity; transcription regulator activity
Source: RefSeq, a predicted model, not a curated record